CUCCUCCUCUCUGAAGGUGGAUAGUAGGAGCGAGGAGGCAACAUCUGCAGGGCUGGAUGGCGAAAUAGCGGCAGCAGUAGCGGCGGCAGGAGGGGGCGCGUGGUGGGGCGCCCAGGGGACCGCGGGCUCUCCCUCUUUCUUGGCUUGCCCCCUCCCUCCCCCCCCACCCCCCAGCAAAGACUGAUUUCACGUUUUGCUGAGUCCAUUUGAGGGCGUUUAUUUCCUUCGCUCCCCUGGGAUUUUCUCCGUUGCCAAAGGAUGCCUCGUUGAGAAGAGGAGGAGGAGGAGGAGGAGGAUGCCGCCGCCGCCGCCACUGCUAGAUGCCAGAAGAAGCGGAGGCUUGAGCCGGCACUGAGCGCCUUGGGGGAUCGCCCCCCCCCGUCUCUGCCCCCCCCCCUCCCCGCCGCCUCCUUUAAGCGCUUCCUAUGUUUUUCGCAAGCAGCCCAGCCGCCGAGCGAGGGGAGUGCCCGCUGCCCCUGUCUCCCUUUGGGGAGGGUGCCUGAGAGCCGCUCCUUCUCUCCCCCCCCGCCCCUCCCUCCCUCCCUCCAUGCUGGUGGUGGAAAUGUGGAGACUCCAGGCAGACAGGCUGAGUGGAUUCGUCUCUGCUUUAGCAGCUCUUUGUCUCGCCUGCUGUGCUCAGAGCCCAUCCACUGGGAAUAUUUCGGUGGUAAAGGAAAUUGUGGACAAACUGCUGAAAGGUUACGAUGUCCGCCUCCGGCCUGACUUUGGAGGUAAUCCUGUUACAGUGGGAAUGAGCAUCCAUAUUUCAAGCAUUGAUCAGAUUUCAGAAGUCAACAUGGACUACACCAUCACCAUGUAUUUCCAGCAGAGCUGGCGAGACAAGCGCCUGGCGUACAGCGACCUGCCCCUGAACCUCACCCUGGAUAACCGCGUGGCUGACCAGCUGUGGCUGCCGGACACCUACUUCCUGAACGACAAGAAGUCGUUCCUGCAUGGAGUGACGGUGAAGAACCGGAUGAUCCGGCUCCACCCGGAUGGAACCGUCCUAUAUGGCCUGAGAAUCACCACCACAGCUGCAUGCAUGAUGGACCUGAGGAGAUACCCUCUGGACCAGCAAAACUGCACCUUGGAGAUUGAGAGCUAUGGCUACACAGUCGAUGACAUUGUCUUCUUCUGGCAAGGGAACGACUCAGCCGUGACUGGGAUAAAGGUGCUGGAGCUACCCCAGUUCACCAUCAUUGACACGAGGCUGAACACCAGAGAAGUUGUCUUCACUACAGGCUCAUACCUCCGGUUAUCCCUCAGUUUCCGGAUCAAAAGAAACAUUGGUUACUUUAUCCUCCAGACUUACAUGCCCUCCAUCCUCAUCACCAUCCUCUCCUGGGUCUCCUUCUGGAUCAACUAUGACGCCUCCGCUGCCCGUGUUGCACUUGGUGUCACCACAGUGCUUACCAUGACCACCAUCAACACCCACCUGCGGGAGACCCUCCCCAAGAUCCCCUAUGUCAAAGCCAUUGACGUCUAUCUCAUGGGCUGCUUUGUGUUUGUGUUCCUGGCGCUCCUGGAGUACGCCUUUGUCAACUAUAUCUUCUUUGGGCGAGGCCCUCGGCAGCAGAAGAAGCAGAGUGAACGCCUCAGCAAGGCCAAUAACGAGAGGCAACGAUACGAGGAGAAGAGGAUGAGAGAGCAGGUUGACCCAUAUGGCAACAUCCUUCUCAGCACACUGGAAAUGAACAACGAGUUACUGGCUACGGACAUGAUGAGCACAGUGGGGGACUCCCGAAACUCUGUCAUGUCCUUUGAAGGGUCUGGAAUCCAGUUCCGCAAGCCACUGGCCUCCCGAGAUGGCUUUGGACACCACCCAGCGUUGGACCGCCACAUUCCACUGGCCCACCAUGCUGCUGCCCGCAAUCGUGCGAACUGCCGACUCCGCCGGCGGUCUUCGAAGCUGAAGCUCAAAAUCCCGGACCUGGCAGAUGUCAGCACCAUUGACAAGUGGUCAAGGAUCAUUUUCCCCAUCACCUUUGGAUUCUUCAACCUGGUUUACUGGUUGUAUUAUGUCAAUUGAUGCCUGCAGGCUCCACAUGAGAUAGGGAAAGACGCUCAGACUCUGACAACAACGCAGGAGUACUGCAGCCCUGGGGUUGGGGUUUUCCUCUUAAUUACGGCAAAUGCUCAGUUCUCACCCUGCCUCCUCCUCCCCUUUAAGUUUCUCCUAAAUGUCGUUUGUCUUUUCAGCACAAGCAGUAUGCACAGAGUAAGUGUGGCGUUAAGAGGGGUUUGUGGAGGGGGGAAGCAGGGAGGUCAUCAUUGCUGCUGCUUUCUUUUCCUUGUCUUCUUUUCCUUGUCGUUCCUUGCUUGAAGAACUCACCACUCUUUCCCCUUGACAAACACUCACCUGGUUGAAGUGGCCUCCGUAAAUAGGGUGGAGCUGAAUAGGUUAACUGCUGCGGCAAGCUGCAUGUGCUGACGCCUCCUCUCUCCCUUUCUUCUGCUCGAGGUCCUUCCAGUUCCUGUCCUGCUUGCUUCCCUCGGCCCUUCCCACUUCUCAUUGCUUCCCUUGGAAGAAGCAACUGGCAUCCCCGCACUGCACAUGCGUCCUGUCUUUCCUCUCUCUGCCUCAUAAGUAUACAAAGAGUCUUUCUAAACACAACAGAAUAGUUAUUUUGCAAUGACUUGGACAGAAAGAGGGGGUCCUUUCAGGGGGGUG
Molecule: messenger RNA, 2671 nt
Organism: Hemicordylus capensis (graceful crag lizard)
Lineage: Eukaryota; Metazoa; Chordata; Lepidosauria; Squamata; Cordylidae
Product: gamma-aminobutyric acid receptor subunit beta-4
Exons: 9
Coding region: 548-2029 (493 amino acids)
Biological process (GO): nervous system process; monoatomic ion transmembrane transport; regulation of membrane potential
Cellular component (GO): membrane; GABA-A receptor complex; neuron projection
Molecular function (GO): extracellular ligand-gated monoatomic ion channel activity; GABA-A receptor activity; neurotransmitter receptor activity
Source: RefSeq, a predicted model, not a curated record